Molecule: messenger RNA, 2236 nt
Organism: Aspergillus brunneoviolaceus CBS 621.78
Lineage: Eukaryota; Fungi; Ascomycota; Eurotiomycetes; Eurotiales; Aspergillaceae
Product: Zn(II)2Cys6 transcription factor
Exons: 6
Coding region: 1-2121 (706 amino acids)
Biological process (GO): DNA-templated transcription; regulation of DNA-templated transcription
Cellular component (GO): nucleus
Molecular function (GO): DNA-binding transcription factor activity, RNA polymerase II-specific; zinc ion binding; DNA binding
Source: RefSeq, a predicted model, not a curated record
AUGGCAUCGCUGCAGCCUCCAGUAAGAACAGCCCUAUCCUGUACCUUUUGUCGUCAGAAAAAACUGCGAUGUGAUCGCCUUCAACCGUGUAGCAGCUGUGUCAAGCGUGGUCUGGACUGCGUCUACACGGGGUCAGCUUCGGCUGCUUCGCGUCGCAAUCCUCCCUCGUCAGCGCGGCACUUGAGUCAACGCAUUCGGCAACUCGAGGAGCUCGUAACGGUCCUGCAGAAGGGUGGGGGCUCAGGCCAUUCGGGCAGCCCCCUGCACACGGCGCAGGAGAGGCAGUUUGACGAUGCAGAUGGGCAAGAUGCAAUCACCAACUCAUUGGGAAGUAUGCGCGUGGAUCCGACGGGUAUGAGCUAUGUUUCAGGUGCGCACUGGGCCGCACUUCAGGAUAGUAUCGCUGAGAUCAAAGAGUGUGUUGACUCUGAGUCACCCUUCACUACGCCUGCUGCAGAGUCCGGCCAGCAAGAGUCCGCGUUGCUACUGGGACUGUCACCACCGGGUGGAAUGGAGGAGAUCCUGGCUCAUAUUCCAGCACGACCCAUUGUUGACCGGUUAGUGUCGCGAUUCUUCAGUUCGAUGGAACCUGGUGUUUUAAUCAUCCACGCCCCUACCUUCCAGCAAGAGUACGACCACUUCUGGACUGACCCCCAAUCCAUCAGCCCCACAUGGCUCAGCAUCCUCUUUAGCAUAAUGAACCUCGCCAUCCACCUGCACCAGCGCACCGAAGGCCCCAUCACCCCGGACCCCAUUGACAACAACAACAACAACAUCACCACCCCCGAGACCCAAUGCGAGACCUUCCGCCUGCAAGCAGCCUACUGCUUGCUGGCGGCCAAAUACACCACCCCGACCAAAUACACCCUCGAAGCGCUCUCCCUAUACACCCAAACCGAGUACUUCCGCAGCAAAGACGCCCAACACGAAGUCUGGCUCCUGAUGGGGAUGACCAUCCGCCUCGCGAUGCGGGCCGGGCUCCACCGCGACGGGGCGGGGUACUCCCCAGAACUCUCCUGCUUCGAGGCCGAGAUGCGCCGGCGCCUGUGGUCGCUGAUGGCGCAGCUCGACGCGCUGUUCUCGUUCCAGAUCGGCCUGCCGCGCAUGAUCGCCAGCGGGGUGGCCGACACCCGGCCGCCGCACAACCUGCUGGACGAGGACUUCGGUCCAGCGUCCACCAGUCUCCCGCCGCCCCGUGCGGAGACCGAGUUCACGCCGGUCCUGUAUCUCAUCGCCAAGAGCCGGCUGGCGGAGGUGUUCGGCCGCAUCGCGGAUCACGUUGCCUCGACGGGCCCGACGGCGCCCACGCAGGUCGUUCAGCUCGACCAGCAGCUCAACGCCGCCUACGCGGGCACGCCGGCAGUCCUGAAGUUCCGCGAGGUCGGCGCCUCGGUCACGGAGCUGCCGCAUCUCGUGAUGCUGCGCUAUAAUCUCGAGAUCCUGUACCAAAAGUCGCGGUGUAUCCUCCACCGGCGAGGACUUGGUGAAGGUCGCUCGGAUCCACGAGGCGCCGCGUCGAGAGCGGUGUGUCUGGACGCCGCGAUGCGGUUGCUGCGGCAUCAGGCGACGAUCGACGCGCAGGUCCAGCCGGGCGGGGUGCUGAGUCGGUGUCGCUGGUUCGUGACCUCGUUGACGACCCAUGAUUUCAUCUUCGCUGCCAUGGUGGUGUGUUUCGAGCUGCAUUUGCGGAGGCGCGAUGGUGGCGGGGACACACACGUUUACAAUCCGGGGACUGAGGCGCUGCUGCUCGCGUUACGCACUUCGCAGAGGAUCCUGACUCGGUAUCAGGGGGAGUCGGCGGAGGCGAGGCAGGCUUGGCUGGCGAUUAGCGUCAUGGUGCGGAAGGUGGAUGGCUCGGCCGAGGAUGCUGUGGCAGGGGGGGACGGCGGGGUUGGUUGUGCUGUGAGAUCUGGGGGCUCAGAUACGGUGAAAGAGCCAGACCAGGAUAAUGAGAUACCGGGAUGUCCGGUAGACCAGUUCCGCGAUAUGUCGGCGCUGGGUAUGCCCUCCAGUAUCGUCCCUUCGCUUGAGGAGUUCGAUUUCACUCAACUGCCGAGCGACCUGGUCAAUAUGUGGGAUUUUUCGGGAGAUACACAUUGGGUGUUUGGGAAUAAUAAUUGAUAGUACCAGAAUAUGUCUUAUAGUUGGCAAUGUCUGAAUUCUGUAGCAAAGGAACUGACGUUCCGGUCAAUGAUAUACACCAAGAGAAACAACAUCAAGAUUAACAAUAUAAAGC